Aspergillus luchuensis is the source of this 543-nucleotide messenger RNA. RefSeq lists its product as uncharacterized. Bases 1 to 543 code for a protein of 180 amino acids. The transcript has 3 exons. Gene Ontology annotation, molecular function: FAD binding. Lineage: Eukaryota; Fungi; Ascomycota; Eurotiomycetes; Eurotiales; Aspergillaceae. The record is from RefSeq and is a predicted model, not a curated record.
AUGCGUCUUAAGACAGUGUUCAGCGCUCAGUAUUCUGCGGUUUUUGGAAUCUCCAAGCCCACACCGGGGAUGAAGAUCGGACAUUGCAACAGGACAUUUGCGCAUGGCUUUUCAUUCUUCAAUGCGGUGGGAAGGAAUGGUCAGAUAUUCUGGUUCGUAUUCCGUGACAUGGGAAAGGUAUAUGGCGAAAAGGACAUACCUCGCUUAGACCAAAGCAAGAUAGAGGACGAUAUGGCUCCCUUCUUUAAUAAGUAUGUUGCAGAAGGGGUGCGGUUCCGGGACAUAUUCGAGAACAGAGUCCGUUGCUCCCAUGUGCCUAUCGAAGAAGGUUUCUUGAACCAGUGGGUCUGGAAGAGAUAUGCAUGUAUCGGAGACUCAGUACACAAGACUACUCCUAAUCUGGGGCAAGGCGGGAACGGGGCGAUGGAGAGUGCCGCGUCCCUGGCAAAUACAAUCGUUGCUAUGGCGCAAGCCAGCAUAUCCUCCGACUUAUCCCUUCGUCGGAUUUCAGCCUCCUUGGAAGAUUGGGCUGGAUCCAGAUAG